Molecule: messenger RNA, 609 nt
Organism: Postia placenta MAD-698-R-SB12
Lineage: Eukaryota; Fungi; Basidiomycota; Agaricomycetes; Polyporales; Adustoporiaceae
Exons: 5
Coding region: 1-609 (202 amino acids)
Source: RefSeq, a predicted model, not a curated record
AUGCCUAUACUCAACCCUACCCAACUUGUCGACGAAUUCAAGAAGUCGGGGGAGUAUGAUCGUCUCCGACGAGAACUCCUAGCUCAAUUUCGCGACAGCGAGGGCAUGAACACUCUGAUGACCCGUGCUGAAGAGAUCGCGCGAGAGAAACUGGCAGCCGACCAGAAGCUGCAGUAUAUGCCAGAGGCCAUCAUUUCCAGGGAACUCAUGCAAGAGCUGGAUAGGUAUCCAAUAGUCGAGCGUGCAGUCAGUGACCUACGAGCACUCUCUAACCCUACUCUUGCGUCGGGCAUCCGAGCGUCUGUGAAGGCGAUUCUGCAAAGAGACCGUAACGGAGGCUUAGCCAUAGAUGCACCGCGGCCACCAGCAGGCGAGGUGUCGUCCACGCCGGAGAUACCACAGAGCGCGUCACAGGCAGUACCAACGGCCACUACGGCCACAGAGGACUCAGCUCCACAUACUCCCAUUGUUCCUGCUCAAACAGACACAUUCCCGGACGAGAAGACCCGUGCCGUUCGCUUUGAAGUCGAUGGCAUUAAUGGUCACGGGGAAAUCGAGCAGGAUGGGUCGAAGGCCCUUGCGACGGACAUGUCGGCUACUCCUGGCUAA